AUGGAAAUGUUCGAAAACAAUAAAUUUGUUCUUCAUCGAAUAAAAUUUUUUAUUCUCAUCAUAUUACAAAUCUCAGCAAUUGUAAUUAGUCUAUUGAUUUUUGCGUUUUUUAUUACACAUCGUGCAAUAUUAAAUAUUCUUCAAAAUCAAGCUUUACUAGCCUUAAUUAUCGUUAAUUUUGUUGAAUUAGUAGCAGAUUUGCCAAUGCCAAUAAGUUUCUAUUAUCUCGGAUAUGUUAAACCAGCAACAAAUGGUUACUGUAUUUGGUGGACAUUCUUCGAGUAUAAUCUUCAUUUAAUAAGUGAACUUCUUGUGGCUACAAUUUCCAUUCAACGACAUAUACUUAUAUUUCAAGCAAAUAUAUUUCACAAUCGUUUCAAACGUUUUAUGUUUUAUUAUAUUCCUCUAGUACUUUGUUUUAUUUAUCCAAUUAUUCUCUACAUCAUUAUUAUUAUAUUAUAUCCAUGUGAUGGUACUCAAUGGGAUUAUACAUCAAAUCUGUGUGGCUAUGCCAACUGUUAUCUUAUCUACAAUAAAGUAUUAGGUACGUUUGAUUGGGCAGCAAACAAUGGUUCACCAGUUGUUAUUAUUAUGUUGGCUAAUAUGACACUAGUCAUACGUGUUAUUAGACAUAAACGUCGUCAACGACAGGCAAAUUCUUGGAAAAAACAACGACGUAUGACAAUACAAUUACUUACUAUCUCAAGUCUUUAUUUAUUUGCAUGGUUACCUAGUCUUAUCAUAGGAGUCACUCAACAAUUGAAUUCUCCAAGUUUUUUGGCUAAUAUUCAAACAGAUUAUACACUUGAUUUUAUAUAUCUUAUUGCUCUCUUGUCACCUUGGAUCUAUCUCAAACUGUUGCCAGAAUUAAUGAAAUGGCUUGGGAAUCUUUUACAUCGUGGACAAAUAGUACACAAUGUUGUUAGACCUAUAUAA
Molecule: messenger RNA, 936 nt
Organism: Rotaria sordida
Lineage: Eukaryota; Metazoa; Rotifera; Eurotatoria; Philodinida; Philodinidae
Source: the annotation of a GenBank genome assembly